AUGGCUUCAGCGAUAGUGUCAUGGGUCUGGAGAGAGCGCUUCUGGUUCCCUGAUAACGUGACAUGGGCUGACCUGGAGUCCGGAGUGGACUAUCCUCAGGCGGGACACUUGCUGUAUGCGUUACCUCUGGCUCUGGUGUUGUUCAUACUCAGGCUGUUAUUUGAAAGGCUUGUGGCCAAACCCUGUGCCAACAUACUUCAUAUACAGACAGGAGAGCGACGGCGCGCGCAGCCCAAUCCCCUCCUUGAGAAAGUCUUCAAGUCUAAAACGAGUCCAGACCACAGUCACCUGGAGCAGCUGGCCACAGAGCUGAAGUGGGAAGUCCGCAGAGUCCAGAGAUGGUUCCGACUACGCAGAGACCAAAACCGACCCACGACAGAGACAAAGUUCUGUGAGAGCAUGUGGCGAUUCACAUUUUAUGGAGGAAUAUUUGUUUAUACCGUCUACUACAUGUGGGAUUCACCGUGGAUGUGGAACACUAGACAUUGCUGGACUAAUUAUCCAUUCCAGCCCAUGAUUCAGGGCCAGUACAUCCACUACUUCGCUGAGUUUGCGUUCUAUUGGUCUCUGAUGUUUUCUCAGUUCAUUGACAUAAAACGAAAGGAUUUCCUCAUUAUGUUCAUCCACCACUUUGCCACUCUUCUCCUCAUCACGUUUUCCUACGGCAACAACAUGCUGCGAGCGGGAGCGCUGGUGAUGUGUGUGCACGACGCCUCUGACAUUUUUCUAGAGGCGGCUAAACUGGCCAACUACGCCAAGUACCAGCGUCUGUGUGACAUUCUGUUUGUCCUGUUCACCCUGGUGUUUUUCAUCACACGACUCAUCAUCUUCCCUUUUUGGGUGAUACACAGCGUGCUGAUUGAGAGCUGGGAGAUCGUUGGCCCAUAUCAGGCUUGGUGGCUUCUCAACUCCCUGCUCCUGGUCCUACAAGUCCUUCACAUUUACUGGUUUUAUCUCAUCACUCGCAUCGCUGUCAAGUCUAUAUUCAAAGGAAGGGUGUCCAAAGAUGACCGGAGCGACAUCGAAAGCAGCUCGGAAGAUGAAGAAAUUAACUCCAACUGCAAUAAAAAAUCUGUAUGA
Molecule: messenger RNA, 1080 nt
Organism: Knipowitschia caucasica
Lineage: Eukaryota; Metazoa; Chordata; Actinopteri; Gobiiformes; Gobiidae
Source: the annotation of a GenBank genome assembly